Molecule: messenger RNA, 402 nt
Organism: Echinostoma caproni
Lineage: Eukaryota; Metazoa; Platyhelminthes; Trematoda; Plagiorchiida; Echinostomatidae
Source: the annotation of a GenBank genome assembly
UGUGGGAUGAAUAACAAAUUCAAAGAUGAAUUUCCCAACGAAUUACAUGGGAAAUUGGCUCCGGAGGAAUUUCAAGAAACUAUGCGCAAAAUCAAUAGUCGACUGGAAAAUUCCCUCCCAACUCAAGUGCGUUGGUUAUUCUGUGGACUGUUGUGUUGUUGCUGCACUGCGGGCUGUUCCCUUUGGCCCGUAGUUCAUCUGAGUCGUCGUACACGACGUGAUUUACAAAAAACGCUAGAGGCAGAGAACCAUCGACUGUACAGCAAUAUUGGUCUUCGAUUAUCCUUAAUCAAACAGCAGUCCACAGAAUCUACCGCCCUCAUGGAAUAUGUGAGUGAAUUGUGUCAUCCAACCCCUCGUGAUUUCAAACGAAUACCCCCCCCCCACAUGCCUGGUAAAUAA